Messenger RNA from Heterostelium album PN500, 162 nucleotides. RefSeq lists its product as uncharacterized. Bases 1 to 162 code for a protein of 53 amino acids. The transcript has a single exon. Lineage: Eukaryota; Evosea; Eumycetozoa; Acytosteliales; Acytosteliaceae. The record is from RefSeq and is a predicted model, not a curated record.
AUGGAUCACAAUCUAUUCUCAAGUAUAGUUGUAGUUGAGUCCCUGAUUCGCCAAACGGAAGAACGAUCGAUGACAAAUUCUGAUCCGAAAGCAAGACUCCCAACUUGUAAUAGCAAUACCAUAGUUUGGAUUCAAACCGAUCACUUUCAACAAGAGUUCUAA